This is a messenger RNA of Rosa rugosa (rugosa rose), 1853 nucleotides long. RefSeq names its product probable WRKY transcription factor 53. Gene Ontology annotation, cellular component: nucleus. Gene Ontology annotation, molecular function: transcription cis-regulatory region binding; DNA-binding transcription factor activity. Lineage: Eukaryota; Viridiplantae; Streptophyta; Magnoliopsida; Rosales; Rosaceae. Gene Ontology annotation, biological process: regulation of DNA-templated transcription. The coding region runs from base 476 to 1582 and encodes 368 amino acids. The record is from RefSeq and is a predicted model, not a curated record. The transcript has 3 exons.
UUCAAAUACAAGCUAAAGCCUUCCCUUAAAUCCCCAUAACCACCUCUCCUCUUUCCUCAAGUCUUAGCCUUUACCAAUUCAAAAGCUUCAAAAACAUCCCAAAACAGAAAACACCAUUCUCAGUAUUCUGUCCUCUUUUUCUUCCUUAUUGGGUUACUCAGUUUUGUCUGUGAUUUGGGCAUUCUUGAAAACUUGAAAUUUUCCAACUUUGAAUCAAUUACACUGCUUCCAAGUCCUCAAAGGUAGAAACUUUUGAAUACCCAGUUCCAAUUUUGGCUUAAAUUCCCAUUCUUUCGAGUCUUUUUCCUUCUUGCCUUUGGACCCUUUCAUCACAAAAUCAUGCUUAGCAUGCAUAUUUUAGCAUCCAAUCCUUCGUGAUUUAGCUAGAUUCAGAUCUUAGUUUGCUGCUUGUUUAUGUCAGCUGAGGUCAAAAUUGCACAAUCCAUGCUCUAGCUUGCUAAUUAAUAAUAUAGAAAUGGACAUGAGAGUGAAUUGGGAGCAAAAGAGUGGUAUUGUAAAUGAGCUAACACGUGGCAGGGAGCUUGCUAGGCAGCUCCAGAUCCAUCUCAAUGCUACAUCAACUUUGAAUCCUUCCACGAGCUCUCAAACAGCGUUAACUCGCCAGAUGCUGAUCCAAAAGAUCAUAUCUUCCUACGAAAAGGCACUUUCGAUGCUCAAUUCUUGCAGCUCAGCCCCAAUGGCAGUAGCAGUAGAGCAACUACACCAACAACAACCUACAUUUACAGUAGCUGCUUCCACGGCUGUUGUUACGAUUCGAAUGGCUGACUCCCCACCUUCGCUAAAUGGGAGUCCUCGGAGUGAAGACUCCGAUGACCACAAAGAUCCCUCUAGAAAAAGGAAAGGUCUGGCAAGGUGGACAAAACAAGUAAGAGUAACAUCAGGUAUGGGGCUUGAAGGGCCUCUUGAUGAUGGCUUUAGCUGGAGGAAGUAUGGCCAAAAGGACAUCCUCGGAGCCAAAUAUCCGAGAGGGUAUUACAGAUGCACUCAUCGAAAUGUUCAAGGUUGUUUGGCCACAAAACAAGUGCAACGCUCCGAUGAGGACCCAAUGAUCCUCGAAAUUACUUACCGAGGAAGGCACACUUGUACUCAAGCAGCCUCCACCUCCGUAGCUAGUCCUCCUCCAAAACCAAUGUCACCAUUGCCUGAUCAAACACCAGAACCACCACAGAUCAAUCAGCAGCCUCAACAUAAUAUGCUCUUAAGCCUCCCUGAAGGCCUCAGGGUCAUAACCGAAGGCCUAGACACUAGUCAUGAUCGUCGUGGCGAAUUAUUAGUUCCCUCAUUCAACAACAACAAUUAUGUGGGGAACUUUUCUCCUUCAUUAACUAUGCCUACUGCUUCAACUUCUGGGACAAACUAUUUCUCUGUACUGUCUCAGCAGGACUUUGGUGGUAACCAAAAUCUGCAGAUCAGCGCUGCGGCCGAGUCUCAUGAUAUAAUCUCAGCUGCUACUUCAGCUUCCAACUCUCCGACUGUUGGUUUAGAUUUUCCAUUUGCUGAAGCUGAUCAUCAGAUAUUAUACCCCAACUUCACUUUUGAUGAUCCUGGAUUUUUUCCCUAAUCUCCUACACAUAGCUUCCCAAAAGUAACAUAUAAAUCGAAGCAAAUUAGCUUGUAAAAGCAUUUGAGGUAGCUAGGUCGUAUUUUUUUGCUGUAAAAUGAAGAAGCAGCAAAAUUAGGACUUCCAAAUGUGCUUAAUUAAGGAAGCACUUUCUAAUUCCCUACCGUAGGCUUUAGCUUGUAGUUGCGGAUAUGUUGUGCCAAAGAGGCAAAGAGUACUAAAAUGUGUGUAAUCUUUUUCCAAUUGAAUAGCAAAUUUCUAUAUUUAUUCA